Moneuplotes crassus is the source of this 869-nucleotide messenger RNA. The record is from the annotation of a GenBank genome assembly. Lineage: Eukaryota; Ciliophora; Spirotrichea; Euplotida; Euplotidae.
AAAUGUUAUCAAUGAGAUCCCACCUGAGGAGAAUUCAAAUUCUCAGCAACCAAGUCAUUCGUAAUUUCACUUCCGGUACAGCUCCAGGCUCUGACCACCAAUAUGAAGUUGAAAAGCACACUCCAGACUCAAGCCUGGAUGAGAAGUAUCCAGAGGACCCUGGAAACCACAUUUGUCUGUGGCCAAAGGACGAACACAAGUACACUCUGGUGUGGCUGCACGGGCUGGGAGACAGCGCAGCAGGGUUCUACGACCUGUUCAAUUCGGAUUACUACAAGAUGGCACCGAAGAACACAGCAGUCAUUUUGAUGAACGCUCCAAUCAGAGCAGUCACUCUCAAUGGAGGCAUGAGAAUGACAAGUUGGUACGACAUUGAAGGAAUUGGAUUCGAUGAAGAAACAGGAAGCAAGAGUAUCAAUCUUGAAGAACUUGAAGAGAGUACCCAGCUCGUCUUCAGAAUCAUGGAGCAAUACUCAGAUAAAAUUGACAAUGAUUACUCUAAAUAUAUCGUUGGAGGAUUUUCUCAAGGAUGUUGUCUCGCAUACAAUACAUUCUUUAGACUAGACAAGACAAUCAAAGGAUUGGUAGCUGUUAGUGGGCAUACUCCUCCAGUAGUGGGAUUAGAUUUCUCAGAAGAGCAGAAAAAGAUUCCAAUCUUUGCAUAUCAUGGUGCUAAUGAUCCAACAGUGCCUGAAAUGAUUCAUAGAAUGGGAGUCAAGGCUCUUAAAGAUAAAGGUUUAGAUAUCUCAUACAAGGUUGAGCCAGGCCUAGUACACUCAGUUAGUGUUCAGGAAAUUUCAGAAGUAAAGAAAUUUUUGGAAGGAAUCACUGAAUAAUCUUUAAUGCAGUUGGAACCCCUUGUCUUGAAA